Coniophora puteana RWD-64-598 SS2 is the source of this 1554-nucleotide messenger RNA. RefSeq lists its product as uncharacterized. Gene Ontology annotation, cellular component: membrane. Lineage: Eukaryota; Fungi; Basidiomycota; Agaricomycetes; Boletales; Coniophoraceae. The transcript has 10 exons. Gene Ontology annotation, biological process: nucleoside transmembrane transport. The record is from RefSeq and is a predicted model, not a curated record. The coding region runs from base 1 to 1554 and encodes 517 amino acids. Gene Ontology annotation, molecular function: nucleoside transmembrane transporter activity; symporter activity.
AUGGACCCUCUCCGCAAGAAGAUGCGCACCAUCGUCCUCAUUGCGCUCGCCGUUCUUAUCCUGGGCUGGUGGAUAUCUGCAAUCGUUCUGAAGGCAACCAGGGACAGAUGGCUCGUCCAGACCAUCUUCGCCUGGUUCUUCCUGUUGGUCAUCCUCUUUCGCUUCAUCCCCGCCUCAGUCGUCUCGCGGCCCAUCUCUGCGGUAUGGAUGCCCCUCAUCCAAGAGCCAUGGUACAAGCUCCCGCGCCCGAUGCGCCUCACUAUCGGCUGGCUCUGCCUGCUCGGCAUCCUCUUCGGCUCUGCGUUCGGCUUCCCCUUGCCUGCUGGCACAACCUACGGAGACCGUGUGAUCUCUAUCCUGGGCAUUUUCGUGUUCCAGUGCGGCUUCUAUGCCAGCUCAAUGAAGAGGGCUGCUGUACCAUGGCCAACGAUCAUCGUUGGGUUGUUCUUGCAGCAGGUCAUUGCGCUGUUCGUCAUGAAAACUGGUGCCGGUUUGAAGCUCUUCACGUACAUUGCCGACCUCGCGUUCGACUUCUUGACCCAGGCCUACGUCGGCGCUGCGUUUUUCUUCAACAGCGACGUCGUUACGCAGAAUUUUUUCUUUGUCAACACGCUGUCCGCGAUCCUCUUCUUCGUCGCGACCGUACAGAUGCUGUACUACCUUGGAGUCAUGCAAUGGAUCGUUAAGAACUUUGCCUGGGUCUUCUAUAAAACCAUGAAUGUCUCCGGCGCCGAAGCCGUCGUUGCUGCCGCCUCGCCCUGGAUCGGCAUGGGCGAGUCUGCAUGUCUCGUGAAGCCCUUUGUCGAGCUCAUGACCGCCUCCGAACUGCACCUCGUCAUGACGUCCGGCUUCUCGACCAUCUCCGGCUCCGUUCUGAGUGCAUACAUCUCCAUGGGUGUUCCCGCGCAGAACCUGGUCACCUCGUCAGUGAUGAGCAUCCCGGCCUCAAUCGCGAUUAGCAAGCUGCGCAUGCCCGAGAUCGACGAGCCCGUCACGCGUGGGCAGGUCAUCAUCGAUCGCGGAUUGGUGGACGACAAGGACAGGCCAUCGAACGCGUUGCAUGCAUUCUCGAGGGGCGCGUGGUUCGGGUUAAGCAUCGCUGGCCAACUCGUUGCAAAUGUGCUGACGAUCCUUUCGCUCGUUGCUGUCAUUAACGGCGUCCUGACGUGGGUCGGCCGUGGAUUCGGUAUCCAUGCUCUCACUCUACAGCUCAUCCUCGGAUACAUCUUCUACCCGAUUACCUUUUUCCUGGGUGUCCCCCGCAACGAAAUCCUCAUCGUGUCCCAGCUACUCGGCACCCGACUGAUCGAAAACGAGUUCGUCGCAUAUGAGGCCCUCGCCGCUAUCAAGGCCAGCGACAACCCUCUCUCCUACCGCGGCUACACCAUUGCCUCCUACUCGCUCUGCGGUUUCGCCAACCUCGGAUCGCUCGGUAUCCAGAUCGGUGUGCUGACCGCCCUCGCGCCCUCACAGGCCAAGACAAUCACACGCAUCGCCACCUCGGCGCUCAUCUGCGGGUUCUUGGCUACGCUGCAGACCGCUGCUCUCGCGUGA